AUGACGACAAGGCUGGCCGCCAAGAGGCUCGUCGUCGAGUACCUCCUCUACCUCAGGGCUGCGCAAGCCGUUGAGGACACCGACAACCUGGACGUCGCCAUCGAUUGCCUCCGGGACUGCUUCGGACUCAAGGACGUCAGGCACGGCAACGGCGACCUGGAGCAGAUCCUGAGCGGGGCGAAGGCGCCGGCGGUCUCCAGCACAAGCUCCAGCGAGCUCAAGGCGCAGGGCAACGCCGCCUUCAAGGCGGAGGACUUCCAGGAGGCGAUCCGGCUCUUCACCCAGGCGAUCGAGGUCUCGGCCGCGAACAACGAGCCCCCAGACCAGCGCGCCGUCUACUUCGCCAACCGGGCCGCCGCGCGCCUGGGCCUGAAGGCCGAGGAGGAGACCGCUCUUGCUGCUGAAUUUAACACUAGAUGGCUAGUAAGGGAAUCAACCAAUAAUGACUUCCUUGUGCUAAUGAGAACCUAUCUACAACGUUGA
Messenger RNA from Giardia duodenalis, 483 nucleotides. RefSeq lists its product as uncharacterized. The coding region runs from base 1 to 483 and encodes 160 amino acids. Gene Ontology annotation, cellular component: TRC complex; membrane. NCBI's taxonomy places the organism in Eukaryota, Fornicata, Diplomonadida, Hexamitidae. The record is from RefSeq and is a predicted model, not a curated record. Gene Ontology annotation, biological process: post-translational protein targeting to endoplasmic reticulum membrane. The transcript has a single exon. Gene Ontology annotation, molecular function: protein binding; molecular adaptor activity.